CCUCGCUCCACAAGAACUUUCCCUAGUUUUGAAAGCUUCAAGCACUCCCUAAGAAGGACUCUACUGAUAUGCUGGCUGAGCAUCAUGGGAAGUUCCAAAACCUCUGGAGGGCCAAGUUUGAUGAUGUCUGGACUAGUCUAUGGAUGUAUUUGACUACAGAUUUUGUGAAAUUAAAGAGCAUGGGCAAAAAUGGCGCUCCUUCCCUGAGUUUCUCACCUGUACAAACAUUUCCAGUAAUCAUGCGGCCACAGAGAUCCCCUUCCCGCAGGAAAUCGCGCACCCCCAAGAAGGUGACAGUCCCUCAACCUCCAAGAACAAGUCCCAGGAGUCAACGACGAGAAGAAGCAAGGGCUGGGGGAGAAACUAGCCGGAGAGCGAGCACUACUCGUCGGCACCGAUACCGGCCGGGCACACGCGCUCUCAUGGAAAUCCGCAAGUAUCAGAAGUCCACUGAGCUGCUUCUUCGUAAAGCCCCUUUUUCUAGGCUGGUUCGGGAGGUCUGUAUGGUGUAUACUCACGGCCUGAGUUAUAGCUGGCAGUCAAUGGCUCUCAUGGCUCUACAGGAGGCGGCAGAAGCUUUCCUUGUCCGCCUCUUCGAAGACGCAUAUCUGUGUAGCAUUCACGCCAAGAGAGUCACCCUCUACGUUCAGGACAUCCAGCUGGCCAGGCGCAUACGGGGGAUUAACGAUGGGUUGGGGUGACGCCCUUCUGUUUCUGGGCACAAGCCUCAUACGUAUUACAUCAUCAAAUACCUAUAAUCCCAUGACAUAAGGACGUAUAUACUGCAAGUUUUAGACAUUACUAGGGUCUAAAACAAGGACUCACAGAAGAGGUUUUUUUGUUGUAUAUAAUUGGGGUUGACUGAGUCUGGGGAUAACUUCUCUCUUUUUAUAUUAACCAGGAACCACUGGUAAUAAUAUCUACUAAAUAUAUUUUUAUUUUUUAAGUCUGAAUCCCUUUAAAUCCCAAAUUCAUAAGAUGAAAUAUAUAUUAUUAAAAAGAGCAUUUUGACGCAAAUAUUUAAAGUUUGUAUCAAUCACAGCAUGUUCUUUUUAUAAGUUUAUCUUGCUAACCAUGUGAUUAACCUCGCAAAAAAUGUUAAACUCCUAAGCAAGACCUGGCCAAUGAUUGGCAGGUACCUGUGUAUGCUGCAUCCUCAUUGGCUCACAGCUUGUGUUCUGUUCAGAAAGUGCAAUCGCAUUCAAGGAGGUCUUUAGCUGGAAGUUAACUUCCUUGUAUGGGUUAAUCACAGUUAGAAAUUAGUCUAACGCGUUUCACUUUUGCUUGAUGCUAUCCCCUUUAAAUAUAUAGUGUAUAAAAUGUUUUACCCUUCUAUGGCAAUGCAAUUGGUGCAAAUUGACAUAUGAAUGCAGCAUAUACAAGAUGGCGGCUGGCUGGUGGUAUUUCCAUUAUUUACGCAAUUAUUAACAUAAUGUUUUAUACUCCAGAAAUAAUGUUGUUAUAAUAGUAAAGGCCUCACUGUUACUAAAUGUAUUGGUAUAAUCUCUUCUGGAGUGAAAUGCAAUCGUUUUUAAUGAGUUUUUAUGUAUAAAUAUGUAUAUAUAUCUUUCUAAUCAUAUCAUUCAUUUUACCUUUGCUAACCUUUUUGUAAGACAAGAAUAUGCCCGAUUUUUAUUUAAAUUUCAAACAAAAAACAUUCUCUUGCAAGACCAAUAUUUUGUAGCAUCAGUGUUAAUGUUAUGUUUUUAAUAUUGUACAAUAAAAUGUAAUCAAACAGG
Messenger RNA from Bombina bombina (fire-bellied toad), 1739 nucleotides. RefSeq names its product histone H3-like centromeric protein A. NCBI's taxonomy places the organism in Eukaryota, Metazoa, Chordata, Amphibia, Anura, Bombinatoridae. The coding region runs from base 69 to 701 and encodes 210 amino acids. The record is from RefSeq and is a predicted model, not a curated record. The transcript is spliced from 5 exons. Gene Ontology annotation, molecular function: protein heterodimerization activity; DNA binding; structural constituent of chromatin. Gene Ontology annotation, cellular component: nucleosome.